UCUUAUUUGACCUAGAGGAAACCAGUGCACUGAUGCUGUCAUAUUGUUGAUAUAGAUUUGUAUGGAUGUGUUAGAUAUUCUGCUGCCAUGCUUAGUAACCUCUGGCUUGAAUUUGUGCAUCAACUUUGGUGCUAUCCUGAGGGCCUUUGUUAAGUGUCCCAAAACACUCAAUUUUUUUCUUUCUUUGCUUCUCUCUUUUGUGUUCUUUUUGGGACAUGAACACUGAGUUUCAGUAGUCUUCUGGAAGCACCAAGCCAUAGAAUGUGUUUCUUAACGCAUCAAGAAAGGGCAUUUUCCGAGUUACAGAUCAAUAAUGGCGAGGCUUAGAUUCAUCAUUCUUUUCUCAUUCUUGCACAGCCAUCUGAGAUGUGCAACUAGAGCAUGCUAAGUUUUGGUGAACUUUAUUUUUUUCUUCUUUUUCUUUGAAGCUUCUAAAGCAUACAUAUCUAGAUUAUAAUUAAAACCAUCAGUUCAGCUAUUACGGACCCAGCACCAAAUAUCCACCAAGAUCUUUAAACAUUACCUGCAUGAAAAUCUUGCUUCUUAACUACUUUAUUUUCUAUGCAAGUAUUAGGUCUCACAUGGAUAUGUAAUUAUAUCACCUUUGCUUUCAUUAGGCCUUUUUUAAUGUCUUAAGCAUGCAAUAUUGUUGUAUAUAUAUAUAUCAGCAAUAGCACUCUCUUUUUGCUUCAUUACAAUUUGAGGAAGCUCUAAUACUAGCUUUUCUAGAUUCUGCAAGUUAAUCACCAUCGUCUUUGUUAAUUAAGAAGUGAAGGCAUGGGAAGUGAAGCAGGUCUAUCAAAGAUGGCCAACCCUGGCAAAGCUACAAUUCUGGCUCUUGGCAAGGCAUUUCCUCACCAGCUUGUGAUGCAGGAGUUUCUGGUUGAUGGGUAUUUCAAAAACACCAAUUGCGAUGAUCCAGAGCUCAAGCAGAAGCUAACUAGACUCUGCAAGACAACAACCGUCAAAACAAGGUAUGUAGUUAUGUCGGAGGAAAUACUGGAAAAGUACCCGGAACUUGCAGUUGAAGGCCUCCCCACUCUGAAGCAGCGAUUAGAUAUCUGUAAUGAAGCUGUAACAAAAAUGGCUAUCGAAGCUUCACAGAAAUGUAUAAAAAACUGGGGCAGGCCUAUAUCAGACAUAACUCACUUAGUGUAUGUUUCUUCAAGUGAAGCUAGGCUACCCGGUGGUGAUCUUCACCUUGCAAGAGGACUAGGACUCAGCCCUGAAACACAGCGUGUCACGCUCUACUUCAUGGGCUGCUCUGGAGGCGUGAGCGGUCUCCGCAUUGCAAAAGAUAUUGCUGAAAACAAUCCUGGAAGCAGAGUUUUGCUUGCUACUUCUGAAACUACAAUAAUUGGAUUCAAACCACCAAGUGCAGAUAGACCAUAUGAUCUAGUUGGGGUUGCAUUGUUUGGUGAUGGUGCUGGAGCAAUGAUAAUAGGAACAGACCCAGUUUCAAAGACCGAGAGUCCACUCUUUGAACUUCACACAGCAAUUCAGAACUUCUUGCCUGAUACUGAAAAGAUUAUUGAUGGCAGGCUAACAGAAGAGGGGAUCAGCUUUAAGCUAGCUAGGGAGCUACCUCAUAUAAUUGAAGAUAAUAUAGAGGGAUUCUGUCAGAAACUAAUGGGAGUUGCUGGACUAACUGAUAAAGAUUAUAAUAAGUUGUUUUGGGCAGUUCAUCCCGGUGGUCCUGCAAUAUUGAAUAGGAUGGAGAAACGGCUUGAUUUGUUCCCAGAGAAAUUAAAUGCUAGUAGAAGAGCUCUGAUGGAUUAUGGCAAUGCAAGCAGUAAUACCAUUGUAUAUGUGCUGGAAUACAUGAUUGAAGAGAGCUUGAAGAUGAAGGAGGACAAUGUGAAUAAUGAAUGGGGCUUGAUACUUGCUUUUGGACCUGGAAUUACCUUUGAGGGAAUUUUAGCCAGGAACCUCACUGUCUAGAUAUAAUUCAGCGUCUUCUAUAAUGACUCGAGUCUUCAGUUAUUAUUGUAUCAGAAAAAUCUUAACUUUGCAUUUCUUCAAGGCUAAAGAAAGUCUUUUAUGGAAUUUGAUAAUUCAUUGUAUGUUUUGAGUA
Messenger RNA from Ricinus communis (castor bean), 2074 nucleotides. Its product is annotated as type III polyketide synthase B. The record is from RefSeq and is a predicted model, not a curated record. Gene Ontology annotation, molecular function: acyltransferase activity, transferring groups other than amino-acyl groups. Gene Ontology annotation, biological process: polyketide biosynthetic process. The transcript is spliced from 2 exons. NCBI's taxonomy places the organism in Eukaryota, Viridiplantae, Streptophyta, Magnoliopsida, Malpighiales, Euphorbiaceae. Bases 778 to 1941 code for a protein of 387 amino acids.